GCCUGAAGCGGGGGGUGGGCGCGGGCAUGGCCGGGUUCGGCGCGCUGGGGCUGGCGGCUUGGCUGGCGGAGCAGGCGGGGCGCCUGGGCCUGGUGCGCCCCAGCGCCGUGCAGGCCGCCUGCAUCCCGCCCGUCCUGGAGGGUCGCGACUGCAUGGGCUGCGCCAAGACCGGCAGCGGGAAGACGGCGGCCUUCGUCCUGCCCGUCCUGCAGAAGCUCUCGGAGGACCCCUACGGCAUCUUCUGCCUGGUGCUGACGCCCACCAGGGAGCUGGCCUACCAGAUUGCAGAGCAGUUCCGCGUUCUGGGAAAGCCGCUUGGAUUGAAGGACUGCAUCGUUGUCGGAGGAAUGGACAUGGUGGCCCAGGCACUGGAGCUCUCCCGCAAGCCUCAUGUUGUCAUUGCGACACCUGGCCGGCUGGCCGAUCAUCUCCGCAGCUCCAACACUUUCAGCCUCAAGAAGAUCAAGUUCUUGGUUUUGGAUGAAGCUGACCGGCUGCUGGAACAGGGCUGUACGGAUUUCACCAAGGACCUCGAGGUGAUUCUAGGAGCAGUCCCAACAAACAGGCAGACGCUGCUCUUCAGUGCCACACUGACUGACACACUUAAUGAGCUGAAGAGUCUUGCCAUGAACAAACCCUUCUUCUGGGAAUCUCCGGCAGAAGUGCGAACAGUAGACGAGCUGGAUCAGCGCUACCUGCUUGUGCCAGAGAGAGUCAAGGACGCAUACCUGGUCCAUUUGAUCCAGACAUUCCAGGAUGAGCACGAGGACUGGUCCAUUAUGAUCUUCACCAGUACCUGCAAGGAUUGUCAGAUCUUGAACAUGAUGCUGAAGAAGUUCAACUUCUCGUCGGUGGCUUUGCAUUCCAUGAUGAAACAGAAGCAGCGCUUUGCAGCCUUAGCCAAGUUCAAGUCCAGUGUUUUUAAGAUCCUCAUUGCCACAGAUGUGGCUGCCAGGGGGCUGGAUAUUCCCACUGUGCAAGUUGUCAUCAACCACAACACCCCAGGCCUGCCCAAGAUCUACCUCCACCGUGUGGGUCGUACAGCCCGAGCAGGCCGGCACGGGAUUGCCAUCACACUGGUGACACAGUAUGACAUCCACCUGGUGCAUGCCAUCGAGGAGCAGAUCAAGACGAAGCUGCAGGAGUUCUCAGUCGAGGAGCGUGCUGUGCUUGACAUCCUCACCCAGGUGAAUGUCACCCGGCGGGAGUGUGAGAUAAAGUUGGAGGCAGCCAACUUUGAUGAGAAGAAGGAAAUAAACAAACGGAAGCAGAUGAUCCUGGAGGGCAAAGACCCAGACCUGGAGGAGAAGAGGAAGGCGGAGCUGGCUAAGAUCAAAAGGAAGAACAAGCAGUUUCGUGACAGCGUCCAGCAGACGCUACAGGAGCGGAUGCAGCUCCAGGUGAAGAGGAAAUUGCAGAAGCGAAUGCGGCGGCGACAGUGCCUGGCGGCCAAGGAGGAGAAGUGAGAGCCC
Molecule: messenger RNA, 1472 nt
Organism: Gavialis gangeticus (Gharial)
Lineage: Eukaryota; Metazoa; Chordata; Crocodylia; Gavialidae
Gene: DDX49
Product: DEAD-box helicase 49
Exons: 13
Coding region: 27-1466 (479 amino acids)
Molecular function (GO): ATP binding; nucleic acid binding
Source: RefSeq, a predicted model, not a curated record